Trichobilharzia szidati is the source of this 1070-nucleotide messenger RNA. NCBI's taxonomy places the organism in Eukaryota, Metazoa, Platyhelminthes, Trematoda, Strigeidida, Schistosomatidae. The record is from the annotation of a GenBank genome assembly.
UUUUAAAUUAUACGUGUACUUAUACAUGUACUGUCGACAGGUUAGUACAUGUAGAAUAAUCACUGUUGUCUUUUGUUUUCUCGUUAUUACACUUCUGUGUUAAUGUUUUAAUCCCAUAAUGAAAUUCACUAAUCUGGACAGAAAAAUACAGCUGACGCUUGAUUGUGGCCAAAAAAAUUUUGGUAGCACCAAAUGUAAUCAGUGUCAAAUGAUAUACACAACUGGUGAUAAAGAAGACAUUAAGGCGCACAAGAAAUACCAUCGAUCCAAAUUAUUUCCAAUUGUCCGAGUACCAAGAGGUCACCAUGAACAUAUUAUCCAGGAAAAUUUUGAUGGUUCUCGUAUUGUGGAGCUUUUGACUGAUGGUCGACUCGGACAAAGCUUCUAUGAGAAAAUAGCUUCGCUAAUGAAUGAUGACCUUGGCUAUGACCGACCCUUGGCAGAUAGUAAAUCUUUGUCUAGUAAUCAGACAGGGACUAGUCUGCAGUCUGAUUGGCGCGUUUUUGUUUACAUCAUUGACCGAACUCAGCAAGUGGUAGGCUGUUGUGUUGUCGAAGAACUAACCGAAAAGAAAUUAUCUGCCAAAGGUUACAAACUAAAUCGUUUAGUUGGUGGACGAGAAACUCUCUUAUCUUGGAGUGUUCAAAGUGUUGACAAAAACCGGACUACUAAUUAUAACUCAGUUCCCUCAUAUCCUGAUGUUUCCUCACCUGCAGAUCUAAACGGACCAAUAUGCGGUGUUCGUAGACUAUGGGUGGAACAGAAACACAGGCGGAAAAGAAUAGCUACAGGCUUAUUGGAUGCUGUUUUACAAAAUUUGAUAUACAGUUUUCCACUCUCCCGUACACAAGUUGCUUUUGCUGAACCAACCGCAAACGGCGCAGACUUCGCUGUGUCUUAUGUAGGCCGUGAAGAUUUCCUAUUAUACUGACUUUCAGUUUUUAUGAUGAAUAACAAUGCAUCAAUAAUUUUUUAACUGUUUGAACAUUUAUUAGAAGUUUUUAAUGUCAGAAUACUGUAUUAAUUUACUUCGUUUAUAUACCAAACUUCCCUCUGUUAAUGAGAUCAUG